Messenger RNA from Dioscorea cayenensis subsp. rotundata (Guinea yam), 1760 nucleotides. RefSeq names its product guanosine nucleotide diphosphate dissociation inhibitor 1-like. Lineage: Eukaryota; Viridiplantae; Streptophyta; Magnoliopsida; Dioscoreales; Dioscoreaceae. Gene Ontology annotation, molecular function: Rab GDP-dissociation inhibitor activity. Gene Ontology annotation, biological process: small GTPase-mediated signal transduction; vesicle-mediated transport; protein transport. Gene Ontology annotation, cellular component: cytoplasm. The record is from RefSeq and is a predicted model, not a curated record.
GGAUUCCAAUUCCCAUCUCACAAGGAAACGUCUUUUGGACUCCCAAGCUCUCGCCAAUCUCUUUCCACUCUCUCUCUCUUUCCAUCUCGCUCGAUUUCGCCAUGGAUGAAGAAUACGAUGUCAUCGUGCUUGGCACCGGCCUCAAGGAGUGCAUUCUUAGCGGCCUUCUCUCUGUUGAUGGUCUCAAGGUUCUGCACAUGGACAGGAAUGAUUACUAUGGAGGGGAGUCAACUUCUCUCAACCUUAUCCAGCUCUGGAAAAAGUUCAGAGGAAAUGAUAAGCCCCCAGCUCAUCUGGGUUCCAGCAGAGAUUACAAUGUCGACAUGAUCCCCAAGUUCAUGAUGGCAAAUGGUAUCUUGGUUCGUGUACUCAUCCAUACAGAUGUGACAAAGUACCUAAGCUUCAAAGCUGUGGAUGGAAGCUAUGUCUUUAACAAGGGAAAGAUUCACAAGGUUCCUGCUACUGAUAUGGAGGCACUAAAAUCUCCACUUAUGGGCUUAUUUGAAAAGCGACGUGCACGAAAAUUUUUCAUAUAUGUCCAAAAUUAUGUUGAAAAUGAUCCAAGAACACAUGAAGGAUUAGACCUAACAAGAGUGACAACAAAAGCGCUUAUUGAGAAAUAUGGUUUGGAUGAUAACACAAUUGAUUUUAUUGGGCAUGCAUUGGCGCUCCAUAGAGAUGAUCGGUACUUAAGUCGACCCGCUCUAGACACCGUGAAAAGGAUGCAGCUUUAUGCUCAGUCUUUAGCUCGUUUCCAAGGAGGUUCGCCUUAUAUUUAUCCUUUAUAUGGAUUGGGAGAGCUUCCCCAGGGUUUUGCUCGCCUUAGUGCAGUUUAUGGUGGAACAUACAUGCUGAAUAAACCAGAAUGCAAGGUGGAAUUUGAUGAGGAAGGAAAGGCUUGUGGUGUCACAUCUGAUGGUGAAACUGCUCGAUGCAAGAAAGUUGUUUGUGAUCCUUCCUACUUGCCAAACAAGGUUAAGAAGGUUGGAAAAGUAGCAAGAGCCAUCGCCAUCAUGAGUCAUCCCAUUCCUAAUACUGAUGAGUCUCACUCAGUACAGGUUAUAUUACCCCAGAAACAAUUGGGACGCAAGUCAGACAUGUACCUGUUCUGUUGUUCUUAUUCCCAUAAUGUUGCACCAAGAGGGAAGUUCAUAGCGUUUGUCUCAACAGAAGCUGAGACAGACCAUCCCGAGAUGGAACUAAAGCCAGGGAUUGAUCUUCUUGGUCCGGUCGAUGAACUAUUUUUUGACACUUAUGACAGAUUUGAACCUGUCAACGAGCCCAGUUUGGAUCAGUGUUUCAUUUCGACUAGUUAUGAUGCUACAACUCAUUUUGAGUCGACGGUCAUGGACGUGCUUUCCCUGUACACCCAGAUCACCGGCAAGACUGUUGAUCUCAGCGUCGAUCUGAGUGCUGCCAGUGCUGCUGAAGAAUGAGAAUGCGCGCUCAUAAGCAUUAGUUUCUGAGCUCUUAUAAGUGUUAUGUAAUGGCUCAGGAUCUUUCAUAGCUGCACUCAAGAAAAAAAAAAAUGGCUUAACUGAAUGAGCUUUCUCAGAUACAUCAGACAGUGAAUCAUGCUUGAAUUCCUAGUUUGAUGUUAUCCCUGGUUAAAUAUUUUCUGACACUGUUAUAUGACAUUUAUGUAAUUACAUGUCUGGUUGUAACCUAAGUUAUUUUCCAUCUCUUGGUUUUUGUUGAUGCAUUUCAUCACAAUGCCUCACAAUCAAGUUACAAUUUCUCUUAAUUUAUGUUUUUAUAAA